AAACUUCCAGUUCCAGUCCCCGACCAAAACCAAACUCCAUUCGUUUGUCAUCUGAGUCUAACAGAAGCAAGCAGAGAGCCGGAUAUCAUAAUUAAGCGUCAAAAAUGAAGAUAAUGGUGGCUAUAAAACGAGUUGUCGACUACGCCGUGAAGAUUAGGGUGAAACCCGAUAAGACCGGAGUUGAGACCAGUAACGUCAAGAUGUCAAUGAACCCAUUUUGCGAGAUAGCGUUGGAGGAAGCUCUCAGGAUCAAGGAAUCAGGGUUAGCCUCCGAGGUUGUCGCGGUCAGUAUGGGCCCCUCACAGUGCGUGGAUACUCUGCGGACGGGUCUAGCUAUGGGAGCUGAUAGAGGGAUUCAUGUUGAGACCAUCUCUGUGCUGUAUCCAUUGACCGUCGCCAAGAUCUUGAAGAGUCUUGUAGAGGUUGAGAAGCCCGGUUUGCUUAUUCUGGGAAAGCAGGCAAUUGAUGAUGAUUGCAAUCAAACGGGGCAAAUGGUUGCAGGGUUGCUCAGCUGGCCACAAGCUACCUUUGCUUCUAAGGUUGUUUUGGACAAGGAGAAACAAGAAGCAACUGUAGAUAGAGAAGUAGAUGGUGGUCUUGAGACACUAUCAUUAGACUUACCUGCAAUAAUCACGACUGAUUUGAGACUAAACCAACCAAGGUAUGCAACACUUCCCAACAUAAUGAAGGCAAAAUCGAAAGUCAUUACAAAAUAUACUCCACAGGAGCUGAAUGUGGACAUCAAGUCUAAUUUUGAGGUUAUUCAAGUGACUGAACCUCCCAAGAGAAAGGCUGGGGUCAUUGUUUCUUCUGUUGAUGAGUUGAUUGACAAGCUCAAAAAUGAAGCUCAUGUUAUUUGAUUUUCUUUUUUAAAUUUCUCAAGUAACUUUCUACCAAGGAAAUGCAAAUAUGCAGCAAACUAGCAUUUAUUUCAAUAAAAUGCCUGGUCCUUUAAUCCAA
Molecule: messenger RNA, 960 nt
Organism: Mangifera indica (mango)
Lineage: Eukaryota; Viridiplantae; Streptophyta; Magnoliopsida; Sapindales; Anacardiaceae
Product: electron transfer flavoprotein subunit beta, mitochondrial-like
Exons: 5
Coding region: 105-860 (251 amino acids)
Cellular component (GO): cytosol
Molecular function (GO): electron transfer activity
Source: RefSeq, a predicted model, not a curated record